This is a messenger RNA of Pantherophis guttatus, 873 nucleotides long. RefSeq names its product mas-related G protein-coupled receptor member H-like. Gene Ontology annotation, molecular function: G protein-coupled receptor activity. Gene Ontology annotation, cellular component: plasma membrane. NCBI's taxonomy places the organism in Eukaryota, Metazoa, Chordata, Lepidosauria, Squamata, Colubridae. The record is from RefSeq and is a predicted model, not a curated record. Gene Ontology annotation, biological process: G protein-coupled receptor signaling pathway.
AUGAAUGCUACAAUAGAGCAUUUUGACUCGAAUAGUAACAAUUAUUCCAAAGAAAACCAAACUGUCAUAUCCUCAGUCAACUUAAUCAUCUGCUGUAUGGGACUCCCAUUGAAUGGAAUUGUCAUCUGGCUACUCGGCUUUCAGAUUAAGAGGAACCCUUUCACCGUAUUGAUUCUGAAUUUAGCUAUUUCUGACUUUGGGUUUAUCAUAUUUGCGGCUAUAUAUUCAAUUAGUAAUUUUAUAGAUCCACCAUUUCAAAGUUGGGUGAUAUUCUAUUUGUUCGACGUCAUGUAUAUCAGUGGCCUGUUUCUUCUGACAGUCAUCAGCAUUGACCGGUGUGUUGCUGUUCUCUUCCCAAUGUGGUAUCACUGUUCUCGGCCAAAGUAUUUAUCCCCUGUGGUAUGUGCCCUUCUCUGGCUCUUUUCUUUCCUACUUGUUGGAAUUGGCAGCAAUCACAAGAAUUUAGUUUUUUCUUAUGUUCCCUGGGAUCUCGAUUGGAUUGUGACUGCUGUGCUUUGCCUUCCAUUGAUCACAAUCUCUACUCUGAUCCUAUUCAUCAAAAUAUGCCUUAAAUCCGAACAAGUCAAACGGGGGAAACUUUUAGUGAUGAUCUUAAUUACUCUUCUCUGUUUCCUUAUUCUUACCCUUCCACUAUAUAGUUAUUUGUUCAUUACUCUUUUUCUUGGCACCAAUUAUACCUCACUCAGUCUUCAAUUUCUUUUAUAUCGUAAUCUCUGUGCUUGCCUAAACAGUAGCAUUAACCCAGUGAUCUAUUUUCUGGUUGGGAGAAAGAAACAAGCUCAGGCCAAGGAGAGUAUGAAGACCAUUUUUCAAAGAGUCUUCAAAGAAGAUGAAGUUCCUGGAAUCAGAUAG